This is a messenger RNA of Penicillium arizonense, 5442 nucleotides long. Its product is annotated as nucleoporin. Gene Ontology annotation, cellular component: nuclear pore inner ring. Gene Ontology annotation, molecular function: structural constituent of nuclear pore. The transcript has 4 exons. Gene Ontology annotation, biological process: protein import into nucleus; RNA export from nucleus. The record is from RefSeq and is a predicted model, not a curated record. NCBI's taxonomy places the organism in Eukaryota, Fungi, Ascomycota, Eurotiomycetes, Eurotiales, Aspergillaceae. The coding region runs from base 1 to 5442 and encodes 1813 amino acids.
AUGGCUCCCGUCCCGGAGGCCUAUUUCCCGUCCCUGGACAAGUGCUUCUCCGGGGACGUUCAACUCUUAUCCUGGAAAAGAGCUUUUCUUUACACCCUCGACCCUGAAGGCCAUGCCGAUGGAGGCGCUAUCAACGCCUUUCUUUCACACCCCGACAGCAUUCGCCUGCUUUCCGAGAGCUUGAAACCGUUUCCUUCCCCUUCAGCGAAAUCCAAAUCCGAAUUCGAUUCCAAAACUGCUGCUAUUCACGUCGAGACCAAUGGCCAAAGCUCCUUCAAUCUUCAGGAAAUCAAAGCCGACGCUUUGUGGUUGAGCGAAAAGGCUGGGAUCGACGAGAUCGCUGCUCUUCGGAUCGCUGUGCUGGAAUGGCAGGACCGCCCAGCGACGCGCCUCAACCUCGGCUUCUCUAGCGAGGAGGCGACGAGUCUACAAAGCGCGACUGGAACCGAGAAUUUUCGUGGCUCUUUGGCCGGCCCCCACCUGGCCGCUGUUCUGAGCCAGACAGGCCGAGGCGAGGGCAUCUCGUCAUUUGACACAGAGGAGCAGAGACGUCUGCGGUUGCGUGAGUUGUAUCUUUAUGAGGCAACUCAUGUAUUGAAAACACUUCGCAAACUACUUACUCUGUCCUUGCAUGAUUUUAUUCCGGACAAUGGCUCAACUUCAUCAGCCAGCUCGAAGCGCAAGCUCGCUUUGCAAAAGCUGGGGGCCACUAUUUUCCAGCCCAAAUCGUCAGGUGCAGGAUUGAACCAAUUCGUCCAGGAAUCCAUCACCUCAAUACGCAGUCGGUUGACGGCUUUGGGGCGUGAUGGUGGUUGGCUGAGUGCAGCAGAGAGCAAUGAGGAGAUUGAAGGCAUCUGGAGAACAAGCAUUGUGGAAGAAGUUGUUCACAUCUUGCAACUUGUGUUCCACCAGCUUUCGGCCUCGGUGGAAAUCCCAACAGCAGACCUCCUGCUGUCCUGGCUUGAGCUCAUGACCGAAUAUGGCUUCUUACAGACACAGCAAGUGCCUUGUCAGCAACCAGAGGAAGUGCUGCUGCCCCUCCAAGCUUUCGCAUCACUUACCACAUUGGCCUUCCUUAAGAUCCCCGAAGUCAUUGAGUCGCUCACGAGUCGCAAGUAUUCCGGAUACUCGUCGCAACCGUACUUCUUAUCCAAACAGAAGCUUUCCAAAAUCAAUGAAACCUUCCUCGGUGUGUGCGAGGAUGUCGUCCUUGCAAAUCCAGCAGUACUUUCGUGGGGCUUAAUUCUCCAUACUAUCGCAGAAUUGGCAACCGAAGACAAGGAGACCAGAGAGCAGGUGCAGCUUAACACAGCCAUCGAUUCGUUCCAAUCGAACACGCAACACGCAGGAUCAUCCCAAGGCCUAGAACACUCGCUUUGGGAAGACUUGUUGGACUGUGCCCGAACCCCGAUACACACUGCCGAGGAAUCGAUCGUUAUCUUAACAUCCGAUCCAGUCAAAGAAUCGGUUUUCAAUACCAUCACUAUCCUCUCUUCAAAGAUCGGAUCAAUGUCAGCAGUCGACGAUGGCCUGACAGCCCGGUGGAUCCGCUUGUGCCUCAUUGACUCCAUCCGACUUGCAAUUAUGUAUCUGGAGUAUACAGAUGUUGUGGAAUCCGUGCUGGCAAUUCUGGAUGACGAUGACAGUGGCUUUUUAAGGGACUUGGAUUCUUUAGGGCCCGCCAGUGAUCCCAAGUGUGUAUUUGCCAAAGACCGCUUUCUGAUGGACAGCAUCUUCAAUGUCGCACGGUCACGUUUCCCUUAUGAAACUUCACCUUUUCUGCGACUUUGUCGGGUUCUUGUUAGUGGACACAGUUGGAAUGAGGAUGGCUUGCCAGAGAUCCUAGACGAGGUGGAAAACAUGCAGUCCUUCACGCAGAUCAUGCAGCCCCAUUUCCAAGGCUAUGCAACCAUUCGAGAGGACGAGGACGCAAACUUUGUGGCUUUGCUUCAACCCCUCCCAAUGUUCGAGGUUGCAUCUCGCCAUCAACAUUCCGAGAGAGCAUCAAGCAAUGCUUUAGUUGUCAGUGGCUCUUCUCAACUUCCCACUCAAACAAUUGGCCAGGUCAUUUCUGAUUCGAAACCAGCGGUCAUCAAGUGGGUACAUCAAUACUCCUGCUUGAGUUUCUUGGGGAGCUGGCUUGAAGAAUGGAGCGAAAAUGGUGGACAGUCGCCUGGAUGGACCGAUGACACAGGCACGGAUAUCAUUGCGCUCUUGACAGAACUGAUAGCCAAUUCUAAGACUUCAAGUACCGAAGCGACCAGUGGCAAGCGAAUUUUGGAAUUGGCUAGCGAUGGGCUGUCUAAGCAGGGCGACAUCAUAUCAGUGGUCUUCGACAUUUUCGAGCGCAACCUGCAGAAUAUUGGCUCUCGAGGAGACCCAACCAAAUGUUCAAGUGCAGCCAUGGCAUGCUUAGGCUUCAUGAAAGCCCUUAUCAAGGUCCUUCCCAGCCGCGUAUGGCCAUUCCUCGGACGCAGCAGUUUCAUUGGGUCCGACGGUAAAGGUGGCAUGAUGAGCGCAAUUAUCUCAGCGAUGGAGGUUCCCUCUGGUGAAUAUCCGUUCCUGGUCAGCUGCGUCGAUUUCGUCGAAGCAGUCGUCGAUGAUGCGGCAUCCCGAGCAGUGUUGCGGAAGAGCCCGAGCAGUGUGUCAAGUAAAUCGUCAAUUGCGUCUGAUUGGAGUGCGGGUAUUCCUUCUCAUGUCAUGAGAAACAUUUUGUUGAAUUUCACCCGUGUGAUGGUCGAGAUCUUCAACAGCAACGGAAGCUGGAGGUUCAACCUACCUGAACAAAGGUUCAAGGUCAACUCCAUGCUUGCUGCAUCGUUUGAACGCGUUUUGUACUAUGCUUAUGGGAUCAAUGACAGUCCCAAGCUGGAUUCGAAGGUUACCGGUGUCUUUUCUACCUCAGCAGCUUACAUCCUGGAUGCGCUGCGACCUCAGUCGACAACGGACCUGACUUUCAACCCAAUUCUCCGAUUGAUCACUGAAGGUCUUCAAGCUCCUCCCACACUCCACCUUCGAUACCUCAACCUAGUCGAAAACCAGGUCAAUUCAACACUGCGGCUUUGUAUCAGACUUGUGCAGGCAGCGCAACUGGCUGAGAAGCCUACCUCCCUUCUGGAGGAACAGUUGUUCAAGGCGAGCCCGGUUCUUGUCAAGCUCUAUGCCCUGCACGAUGCAUUCAAAUUACCGGUUGUGUCGAUGCUCGAGAUUUUGGUCUCCAGCGCUGCUUCAAUUCCAGACAACGAGCCACCAUCCCUUGUUGGCCACCUUGGGGCCGAGUCCUCCUGCCUGUUCCUUGACGUAUUAUCACAGCUUGACAAGCCUUUGGGUGAUACAUCCUUGCAACUCGCAAUAUGGCAGCUUCUGUCAACAUUCGUCAGCAAGCGCCAGCAGUGGCUUGCAGUGUUCAUUUUGACGGGAGCAUCUCCUCGUCAGACUCUGAAGAAGGAGGUCUCUUCCGAUGGACUAAGAAUGCGAAGUGCGCCUUUCCUGCAGAUGGCGCUCGAGAAGUUGUCCCACAUCGACCAACUGGAGCCACAGGUGGCUUUGGCCUUGCUCGAAUUUGUCUCUCGUGCACAAGAAAACUGGCCGUGGGCCACUCCUCAUCUCGGCAAACAUCCCCAGUUCUUCACUAGCAUUAUCAACCACGUCUCAAAGUUGAAGAUCGCCAAAUUACCCGUGGCGGACCAAAUCCAUAGCACACGGAUAGCGGCUGUUGUCGCGGACCUUUGCGCUGUCUACAUGCAUUCUGCAAAGGAAGUGAACGACCGAAGCUUUAUCAAAACUAUGAUUCCAUUGAUAUCUUGGUUUUCUCAUGGCGCGGUUGAAGUUUCCGCUUACAAUUCGUCGUUGCAUGCCAACUUGAAGAAGAACUUCGAGAAUCGAUACUCGGGUUGCAAAAUUGACGACUUCAAGAGAACAUUCCUCGAAGCUCGUACUCUUGGACAAGAUUACUACUACGACUUGAGUAUGGCAGAGAAGCUGCUAUCCUACGACUUUGCCUGGGCUGGAAGCCGAAACCGUGGGUUUGCCGAUGAGUUCCAGCGCGCCAAUAUCAACCUGUCUCUUGUCGAGGCACAGGUGGAUCUUCUCAACAGUUGGAAGUUCUUUGCCAUCGAGCAUUGCAGGGACUUCAUGCCCGAUCACGAAAUCCGAAAGUCAAUGGCAAUUGUUGCGCAAAACUGCCUAAUCGCCAAUACCGAAAGCAGUGCUUCCGAGGCCAUCUUUGAAAGAAUCAAGCAAAGGCGCGUUGACUUCGCCCAAGCUCUCCUCCAGCUGCUCGUUGAGGUGGGUGCCAGAGGUGCCGAGGUCUUCCAGCUACUUGAAAUCGCCUGGAAUGCACUGCGAGCCCGGCACCCGACGUAUGAAGAUGCUCUGAUCCAUGACGACACAGAUUAUUUCCGGUCUCUCCUGAAUGUGCUAUUCCUUGCCCUUCAGUUCCACCUGGACGGUCCCUCUCGCGCGGCCCCCGAGGUCAUCAACAAGAAGGCCGAGGUUUCGUCGGAUCUGACGGUUAUCGUGGAAAUUGUAAAGACGAUUGUGGCACAGGGCUUCAGAACUCUCACCACGUAUUUGCACGACGAGCCUGAAAAGUGCACAACAAAGGACUUUUCCAUCAUCAUUGCCAUUCUCCAGACGGUCUUGCAAGUGAAGAACGCCGAUCGCCUGUAUGAGCAUAUCGUGUACCACAUUGAGGAGAACGAGACUGUUCGCCAUGCAACAACGCUCUUCUCUUGGGCCGAUCAACUAGCCGCGGCAGGUGACCCUGUUUACGCCCAACACAGUGUCUCGAUCCUCGUCAAGAUGUCAACGCUGCCCAUGCUCGCAGAACACCUGGCCGUUGAGGCAGUCUUGAUGAAGCUCUCUACCUGCCGUCUCACAAACCUCCUCUCCCAGACCCAAGGGUUCGGACCCUUCGAUCAAGUUCCCCGCCUGUUCGCUAUCUGGACUGGAGGUUUCCUUCCUCUAUGCUUGAACCUCCUCUACAGUGUCAUGCGCACCGCACCAGAAGUUGCCGCUUUCCUGAACCAGUUUGAAGGCCGUCUAACCCGUGCCUCGGACGCAUUCUCCACCGCGCAUGCGGGCGUCGCCAUCGCACCAUCCUCGAACUGGAUAACGCUUGGCAUGGCCUCCGAGGCCAAUUCCCUCGCUCUGAUCUCCCACAUCCUGGACCGAUACCGAGAGGCCGGCGCCAGUGCUGGAAUUGACACUCAGGCCAUUCAGGCUCUCAAGUGGGAUAAGAUGCAGGUCAAGGAAGAUAUUGAGGAACUGCUUGGCCGCCGCUCUGUUCUGCGGGCUCGCAUUGUCCCAACGUGUGAUAAGGAGAUUGAAUGGACCCGGAAGAAGCCUCUCAGCUCGUCUUCUGGGGCAGAAAACCGGUUGGAGGAGAAGGUUGUCAAUCAGAUGAAGGCGGCACUUGGGUGUCUCAAGGAGGAUUCAUGA